AAAGGCGUCGUCAUCAGUUUAGGAUAAACAGACGUGUAUAGCAGAAGCAGUGUAGAUCAGUGUUACAUUCUUUUCUCAGCUCACUCAAAGUCCGGCCACCAGGAUGGAUCAGGUAAUGCAGUUUGUGGAGCCUGGACGGCAGUUUGUGAAGGACUCGUUAAGACUGGUGAAGAGAUGCACAAAACCAGACAGAAAAGAGUUUCAGAAAAUCGCUAUGGCAACGGCAAUUGGUUUUGCAAUUAUGGGCUUCAUUGGGUUUUUCGUUAAACUCAUCCACAUCCCUAUUAACAACAUCAUUGUUGGUGGCUAAAUAUCUCCCAGAGGCUGACCUGCUGCUUUAGUGACUUGCUAGGAUUCAUUUUUGUACUUCUUUUUUUUCUCUUUUGUAUGUAUAUAACAUGAAAUAUUACACAUUCUUGCUUUUUCAAGAAUGCUUCAAACCUGUUUGACUGUACAAACUGCAUUUGCACACUCUUACACUAUAUUGUUUUAAUAUGAGUAUGUUUUACUGAUAUACUACAAUUAUUACAAAAUGUUCACAUACCAAUGUGUUUUUAAAUAUUGAAAUAAAUACAUCACACAAGAAA
This is a messenger RNA of Trichomycterus rosablanca, 587 nucleotides long. RefSeq names its product protein transport protein Sec61 subunit gamma-like. The record is from RefSeq and is a predicted model, not a curated record. Gene Ontology annotation, biological process: protein targeting; post-translational protein targeting to membrane, translocation. The coding region runs from base 104 to 310 and encodes 68 amino acids. Gene Ontology annotation, cellular component: membrane; Ssh1 translocon complex. Lineage: Eukaryota; Metazoa; Chordata; Actinopteri; Siluriformes; Trichomycteridae. The transcript is spliced from 4 exons. Gene Ontology annotation, molecular function: transmembrane protein transporter activity.